This is a messenger RNA of Brettanomyces bruxellensis, 2517 nucleotides long. RefSeq lists its product as uncharacterized. Gene Ontology annotation, molecular function: protein binding. The transcript has a single exon. NCBI's taxonomy places the organism in Eukaryota, Fungi, Ascomycota, Pichiomycetes, Pichiales, Pichiaceae. The coding region runs from base 1 to 2517 and encodes 838 amino acids. The record is from RefSeq and is a predicted model, not a curated record.
AUGGACAAAUACCUCUCCCAGCCAGACGUGCCGGACUUCCUCAAGUACCCCGUGGUUUAUCCAUCUUACAAUGCUGCGGUGGUGUCGCAGGGGCAGUGCGGGAUGCCGGAUAGUGCUGGAUUGGAGAAAAACGGCGGUGCUUGUGACAUUUCCGACGUUUCCGGCGUUUCGGGCAAGUACUUGGAGUAUUUCCGCGGACUCAACUACGACAGCCACAUGUUCGAGGGCCGAUCGACGUCGGCGACGGCAGACUACCGCCGGAAGCACUGGAUUUUGACCCCGCGGGCCCAGGAAACGGCAAAAAGCGAAAAAUCAAAGGGUACAAAACGCGUGGUGGACAACCCAACUUCGCAUUUUAGCAGUUUUGUGAAUUUGCCAAGCAUCUUCAGCGACGCGCCGUUGACGGGCAUCGCGUACCACGCGGCGGCAAGCCUGAACUCCAACGUUUACAUCUUUGGGGGGUUGGUGUGCAUGUCACGGCACUCGUAUGAGUGCUACCUCGAAAAUCUCACGGACCACUUCCGGAUCGCGCCAAAAAACAUCAAAAUGGUGUUCGAGUACGACGUUCCGGUUCCGCUGAGCCGAGACAAGUUGAUGAACUUGGCCUCUGUGCCAAACGAGUACCUCAUGGUGUACAUGCCGGACUCCAACACGUUUAGACACGUGAUCAGGCUUCAGGGAAACCGCGUAAAGCCUGUUCUGUGCUCCGGGAUGGUAACGCCAGGCCGCAACUCGUUUCUGGUGUACGGAGGCAUCGAGCUUCGGACCAGGAUUACGCGCCCUGACCCAGAUCACGUGAUUGUCACACGCACGCUGCACCCGAACAACGAUCUGUGGCGAUUUGACGCGCUUUCGAGCACGUUUCACCAACUUCGGAUUUUGGUGCAUCCGACGUACAGCACGUCGCUUCCGUUGGCAAUUGGCCGGUUUGGGCAUUCAUGCACGUGCCUGCCUGUUGCGGAGGGUCCGCAUUCCCAAUCCAGGUAUGCGUCAUGCGGGUUUUCUAGUGGCGAGUCUGAAUCUGGCAGCUCGUGCGGCAUCGCGUCCAGUUCGGCCGUUAUUUUCAUCAUGGGCGGCUACAAGAUGUCUGCAUCGGGCAAUUCUUACGUUGCCUUGAACGAUCUUUGGAAGUGCGACAUCUUUUGGGACCAGUACGGGUUCAAAGACGAGGUUGUGUGCUGCCCAAUCGGGAAAUUCGACCUGAUUGGUGACCAGUACGAGCUCAAUUUGGACAUGCACGGUGUUUUAAAGCCUACUGCAUUUGCAGGUGAGUCUUUUAGUGGUCUUCUUGAUUGUCAUGGUGACGAGCCCUGGCCGAAACCGAGAGGAUUCUUCAGCAUGCAGUUGGUGGACCGAUCUUCGGUUGAACGGAGUGAGAAGAGGAGGAAUUGUGAGAAUAAGAUGAAUCGUGAGAAUACCCCAAAGCAUCCUGAAAUGCACUUUGAAAGGCUUUCUAGAGACCAAAGACACCCCGAAAUUUGUUCUGAAGAGCUCUCUAGAGGACCCUCGAAAGAACUUUUUAGAGAGCACUUGAAGCAACGUCGAAUUCCUGCCAAAAGACCCUCUAAGACUGCUUCUAGGAGCAAUUCCAAAAGUCCCGAGAGUUGUAAAAGUCAUAAAAGUUUGCCUGACAGCCCUGAAAACCUCACAAAGAACUCUUCCACAGAUUCCUCAAUCACUCCUUUGUUCUCAAAAAGUCCUUCUCCUUCUUUAUCUCUCCAGCAAGAAUCAACCUCCCCCCUAUCAGUGAACCCGGAAGCUGCACAUACAAGCAUGAUGCCUGCACUCCACAACAAAAUACUCUUGAUAAACGGUGGGUCGUGCGAAGUGCACAUCAAGGUGAGGCUGGAAAACGGAGAGUGCACGUUUCGAAAGAAAGUCAUCUUCGGCGAUAGUUGGUGGUUCGACUUCCGGCAGGAGAAGUGGAUCAUGAUGGUGACAAACAAGGCCGGAAAGCAGGCUGAGUUGCCCAUAUGUGGGCACGAAUGCACAACAAACAUGUACCACAUGUUGAUCAUGGGUGGAAUAUCGCGCGAUCAAUUUGCACCAAGUGUCUUUGAGACAAUUCCCGAGUCCGGCAUCCCAAAGGGGAAAGAACUCCUGUACCAGUCUGCACUUAAGAUUGUUGAGAAUUUCAUCAAACCGGAGGCAGACUCCCAGGACAACCGCUGCUUCACCUCUACACCGGAAGGGUUUCUUGGCAUCCAUACUAUUCGCUUGGGCAAGAAACACGACAAGCUGGAAGUUUGCUACCGCACAUACAUUUUAGACUUGGAGAGGUUCAGCUGGCGGCCGAUCGACUUCUACUUUGUGCGGUGUCUCGCGUCAUUUGUCGAUAAAGAUGCGUUUCUCAUGUUUGCAUGUUCCCCUAUGGUGAGACUCGAGUCGAAGUUGCUGCUUAUUGGUGGGGAUGUUCGGAAAGUGUGCCGGAAGAAUUACCGGCAGAGGAAUCAUGAUUUACAGAAUGUUUACGGGGGAAACGUGACGGAGUUGUAUACUUCGUUUAUGCGGAUGUAG